Molecule: messenger RNA, 2327 nt
Organism: Nematostella vectensis (starlet sea anemone)
Lineage: Eukaryota; Metazoa; Cnidaria; Anthozoa; Actiniaria; Edwardsiidae
Product: steroid 17-alpha-hydroxylase/17,20 lyase
Exons: 5
Coding region: 211-1692 (493 amino acids)
Biological process (GO): hormone biosynthetic process; progesterone metabolic process
Molecular function (GO): heme binding; iron ion binding; steroid 17-alpha-monooxygenase activity
Source: RefSeq, a predicted model, not a curated record
ACUCUGACCGCUGGGGGCUGCGAAGGAGACUAGCUGGAGACCGCACUGGUUAGUCGUAAGUGCACGCAAUCCGCUGUGUUGUUAUCCGGAAUUUAUGAUCAAAACGCUCCAGACACAAGACAAAGGUUCUUUUUAUACUCUGAAUUUGUCGAAAAGGAAGGAAAUAAUCAGCCAUAAGCAAUAGUGUUGUAUCGCACAGUAUAUUUCAAGAUGAUCCUUGAGGCCGUGCUAUUGGUUGUUAUUACGCUCGCCUUUCUUGCUGUCUAUGACUACAUGGCUACACCUACCAACCUCCCAGACGGGCCAAAACCACUCCCGCUGAUCGGAAACCUCCACAACAUCGCGGGCUCCGAGAUCCACCUCGCUGUUACCAAGCUCGUAAAGGAUUAUGGGGAUGUGUUCACUCUGAGGAUUCUGGGGGAGAGCAUCGUGUUUAUAAAUUCCGGAGCCGCGGCGAAAGAGGCAAUGCUAGGAAAGCAUAUGGAUGACUUUGCUGGGCGGCCAAAAAAGUUUACGUUUGACUACAUCACUCGGAACUGCCAGGAUAUCAUCCUUGGAGACUACAGUCGUGCUCUAAACUGGCGUCGCAAAGUUUUCCAUUCGGCCUUGCGCAUGUACGCUCCUAGAUUCGACAACAUCAUCAGAGAGCAAAUAGUCGCGUUCGAGUCGCGAAUGGACGCAAGCGAAGGUCUUCCUGUAGACUCAAGGGACGAAUUCGCGCUUCUUAUUCUCAACAUCAUCUGUUCCUUCGUCUGUGGCAAGACGUACAGCCUCGACGAUCCUGAGUUUAAAAAGAUUAAACAGUUUAAUAUCUACAGCGCUGAAGUACCAGUAGCUACAUGCAUAUUGAACAUUUUCCCCUGGCUAAUUCACUUCCCGUUGAAGUCUUCGCGCCUGUUCAAGGGCUUUAGGAACACGAGAGAUGAAGUACUGGAUAAGAUCUUCUUGGCACACAAGGAGACGUUCCAGGAGGGCAAUAUCCGGGACCUUGCCGACGCACUCCUUCAGGCGAAAAUCGAGAUCGAGCGCGAAGACAAGAAGGCAGUCGGCAUGGUGACAGACGAUCACGUGAUCAUGAUGCUCAGUGAUAUAUUUGGAGGAGGACUGGAGUCGACGAUUUCGUCCCUUCGCUGGUGUGUCGCCUUUUUAAUUUACCACCCAGAAGUACAGGCUCGCGCACAAGCCGAGCUUGAUGACGUCAUUGGAGAGAAGUUUCCUACACUGGCUGAUCGUGAAAAACUUCCAUAUAUAGAGGCUGUGAUUGCAGAGACACUGCGCAUGGGCAGUAACGUUCCCCUUGCCAUCCCACACAAGGCCAUCCGGGACACAGCCUUCAGAGAACGAGCCAUUCCCAAAGGUACAACAGUACUGCUGAACCUCUGGGCCAUACACCGCGACCCGAAGGAGUGGUCAAACCCCGAAGAGUUUUACCCCGGGAGAUUCAUCAAUUCCAAUGGGGAAUUCGAAGUACCCUCAAAGUUGUCCUUUUUACCCUUCAGCUUGGGUCGUCGAGUUUGUGUUGGGCAGUCGGUUGCAAAGGCAGAGCUGUUUCUUAUAGUUGCGCGCAUGAUUCAGCGGUACACAUUUGAGACACCACGUGAUACGCCUCGCCCCUGCCUUAAGGGCGUAGUGGGUGUUACACGAUAUAUAGAGGAUUUCAAGUUUUGCGCGAGACCGCGAACCACAACAUGACACAGCAGUGCAUAUUAGAGACACGUGAUACGCCACGCCCUUGCCUUGUGGAGGAGGUCAAAACUGCGAACCGCAGCAAAGAACUUGAAACAGCAAUUUGCUUAUAGAUAAAUUCCCAUGAAAGUUAUAUACCGAUCAGAAACGUAUUCUAGCAAGGCAUCUAUCAAUCGGGUUUGUAACAAUCAACGGGAUUUGUAACAUUAACCGGAUUUGUAACAGCCUAAGGAUUUCGUCAAAUCGUUUGAAUAGAUAACAUAGGUGAAACAUUCCAACAGUCUUCGUUGGUUGUAACAUAAGGUGACUCUAUGAAUGGCCACAUAAAAAUACCGUUUGCUUAUAUAUCUUUUAGCAGAUACAUUGUUAGACGAUCAAUUUUGUUUGACCUCAUGUUAAACGUUCUUACAAAUCCGGUUAAUUUUUCGUACAAAUCCGUUUGACUAGUUUGUUACAUAUAUCCGGUUGAUUAUUGUUACAAAUUCGGUUGAUGUUGCAUAAUCCGAUUGAAUUUUGUUACACAUCCGGUUGUUGUUACAUUUCCCGUUGAUUAUUACAUAUCCGGGUGAUGCAAGGCACACAAAAGGUAAGCCGUGUUGUAAGUGUGUAAUUACCAUGAUAUUAGAUUGCUUUAAAGAAGA